Molecule: messenger RNA, 641 nt
Organism: Rosa rugosa (rugosa rose)
Lineage: Eukaryota; Viridiplantae; Streptophyta; Magnoliopsida; Rosales; Rosaceae
Product: non-specific lipid transfer protein GPI-anchored 15
Exons: 2
Coding region: 65-430 (121 amino acids)
Biological process (GO): systemic acquired resistance
Molecular function (GO): fatty acid binding
Source: RefSeq, a predicted model, not a curated record
UCCAUAGAGCUGUACAAGCUAAAGAUCGCCAUUAUAUCAAGAAUCACAAGUCUAGCUAGCAAAUAUGAACUCCAACUUUACUAAAGCCUGCCUUGUUCUUGCGUUUGUGUUUCUGGUAGCUACGCAAUUCUUCGUCGAGGAAGUUGGCGCUGCUGGAGAAUGUGGAAGGACCCCGAUCAGGUCUGCGGCGACUAGCUUGAGCCCGUGCUUGAGUGCAGCCGGAAACGCGAGGGCUAAGGUUCCUCCAACUUGCUGCACCAAAGUUGGUGCCCUGGUAAAGGCUGCCCCGAAAUGCCUUUGUGCUGUUUUGUUGUCACCUUUGGCAAAGCAAGCUCGUAUAAAUCCUGCAAUUGCCAUCACUAUUCCAAAGAGAUGCAACAUCAGGAACCGACCUGUUGGAAAGAAGUGUGGAAGGUACGUUGUCCCAUAAACCACAAUCACAGAGAAAGGCUGGCUAGCAAUAAAUCCAAUAAUGUGAAACGAGAUUGGCAAAAAAAAAAAAAAAACCGUGUUAAAGUUGGAAUAAAAUGUAAUGAAGGGUCAUGUUAUAGUGAGCUAAUUGGUGACCUUUCAAGCAUACUCAUUGAGUUCAGUUUAUAUAUAUAUGUACUACUUAAUUAAUUCUAGUAUUAAUUAUUGCA